Messenger RNA from Uloborus diversus, 1252 nucleotides. RefSeq names its product sialin-like. The coding region runs from base 95 to 1189 and encodes 364 amino acids. The transcript has 8 exons. Gene Ontology annotation, biological process: monoatomic anion transport; transmembrane transport. The record is from RefSeq and is a predicted model, not a curated record. Gene Ontology annotation, molecular function: transmembrane transporter activity. Lineage: Eukaryota; Metazoa; Arthropoda; Arachnida; Araneae; Uloboridae.
ACUGGGAGCCAAGUGGUUGCUAGGAGGAGGAAUCUUCUUCACUUCACUUCUCACUCUCAUCACCCCAUAUGCGGCGGAAUUCGGUGUCACAGCCAUGGUCGUUCUACGCAUCAUCAUCGGAGCGGCACAAGGCGUGAAUUCCGCCUCCAUGUACGCCAUGUUCUCCCGCUGGGCACCGACUCAGGAACGCAGUCGUCUGCUCUCCAUAUGCACCAUCGGGCAGCACGUGGGCACCAUCGUCACCAUGCCCGUCACGGGCUUUCUCAUCCAGUACAAUGUGGCCGGGGGUUGGCCCUCGGCAUUCUACUUAUUCGGUGCUGUAGGCUGCGUGUGGUUUGUGUUUUGGGUGACGCUGGUUUACAACACCCCAGCUGAGCAUCCUAGAAUCUCCAAACGGGAACUGAUGUACAUACAGCAACAUCUACCUCAGACGUCAGCUGAAAGAAAGAGUCGUCCCAUUCCGUGGGGGAAAAUUGUUCGCUCGAAGGCCGUGUGGGCCGUGACUGUGGCCAAAUUCGCCGGUACGUGGGGUUUUACAUGCCUCCUGACCAAACUGCCCGCCUACUUGGCGGAUGUGCUGCACUUCCCCAUCCAGAAGAAUGGUCUUAUUAAUGCCAUGGUGUAUACAGCAGAAAUAGCAGCUAUGUUCCUCUCAGGGUGUUCUUCUGAUUACAUAAGAAAAAAGGAAUGGCUAACGAAUACAAAUAUCCGAAAGCUCUUUGAAACCUUAGCUUUAUUAGGACCAACACUUUGUUUGGUUUGUAUUCCCGCCAUGGGUUGCAAUCAUUGGCCAGUGGUCAUGCUCAUCAUCAUGUCUAUGGGCUUCUAUGGGAUGGUUGGAGGAGGCGAUAUUCCUGCCUUUGUUGACAUUGCUCCGGAACUCGCUGGAACGAUUUUCGGGCUGGCAAAUGGCAUAGCUGGAACAACCGGAUUCUUGUCACCACUUGUAGCUGGUAUUUUUCUGGACAAAGAUCACGGGGGCAUGUUCCAAUGGUCUAAAGUCUUCUAUACAUCUUGCGGCAUUUACGCAUUCGGCGCUAUCGUUUUCCUGAUCUUCGGAUCUGCAGAACCAGAACCUUGGGCCGUGACAGAAGAAGACCAAAACAUGCCUGGUGAAAUUUCAAGAAAAGCCUCUGUCCGUUCGGACAUAGAGAUUUCUCUCAGUAUUCAUGCAUCUGGUCCCAUGUGACUGCUCAACUCGACUCAAUCAGGGAGUGGCACUCCCUCGUUUACCACCAGGUGUCGCCCCCGA